CCACAGACCGCUUGUGACACACAUCCUCAGUUGUGUGAUAGAGAUCUAGACGAGAGCCCAUCGCCCUUGUAGAGUAGCUUGUGAAGACCGACCCAUAAAUACCGUCAGAAAUGGCCGACCAGCUAACAGAGGAGCAGAUUGCUGAGUUUAAGGAGGCUUUCUCCUUGUUCGACAAGGACGGCGACGGCACCAUCACGACCAAAGAGUUGGGCACGGUGAUGCGCUCACUGGGCCAGAACCCUACCGAGGCCGAGCUGCAGGACAUGAUCAACGAGGUGGACGCAGACGGAAAUGGCACCAUUGACUUCCCAGAGUUCCUCACCAUGAUGGCCAGGAAAAUGAAGGACACAGACAGCGAGGAGGAGAUCCGUGAGGCCUUCAGAGUGUUUGACAAGGAUGGGAAUGGCUACAUCAGUGCAGCGGAGCUGCGUCACGUCAUGACCAACUUGGGCGAGAAGCUGACAGAUGAGGAGGUGGACGAGAUGAUCAGAGAAGCAGACAUUGACGGAGACGGACAGGUCAACUACGAAGAAUUUGUACAAAUGAUGACGGCAAAGUGAAGUGCCCCUGUCCUCUCCUGACCUCCUUAGAAAAAAAAGAGAAAAAAAAAUCAGUCAAAUGUUUUACUUACCUCUUGCAAAAAUAUUCAUCUAUUCAUACUGUUUCUGUAUAGAAAAUAUAACUGAAUGUUAAAAAUGGAAAAAUUGUCCUUAAAAAGCAAAAAAGACAAAACAUUUAUGUUGAAAAGACGAAAAAAAAAAAUCAAACUACAAAAACGAUCUGCAUGUACUGACUAGUGGUCCUGUUCCAGACGAUCAAGCUUAGAUCAUCCGUAAAGACUACAGAAUAAUCUUAAUCUAUACCAAUAACCCACAAGCUACAGGAGCCUGACGAGAGCGCACAGCUUCCACUGCUGAACUGGUUCCAUAUGCUACUCAUGGCAGUGUUUGGGUUGGCCGUUGUGUCCUCUCUCCUCUACGAUCUCAUUUUUCUUUCUUUCUUUCUUUCUUUCCCCUCAUUCUUUCUGUUGUUGGUGCAUGCAGCUUGAGACUGGAGCCGUAGUCUGGACAGUCCGUUGGCAUUGUCCAUUUCUUGCUGGUGUUUUGAUUGGUUGUUUGUGGAGGUGGGGUGUGGUUCUGGGUGGGGGUGUGGUCUGGUAGACUGAAAAGUCUUGGGUUUGGGCAGAGGCGGUGUGUUCACGUGCUGGUCGGACAUUGGGAAGUAGACAAGCUCCAAAGUCAAACCCAUUAACUGCGUCAUAUUCUUGUGCUUCUUGAUUGGAGAGUGAAACAGAACAUAGAUGACAAGCAGAUAUUAAGGUUCCAAAAAAACUUUUUUUUUUUUUUUUUUCAGACUUUUAAUAAUUUUCUUUUUUUGUUUUUUUUUUUUUUUUAACGAAGGCAAUAAGAUCUACACAUGAGCUCAUUGUCAUCACAGGUGGACUGUUUUCCUUUUUUCCUGUUGUUGACUGUUGCAGAAUUGAAACCUUCCUCAGAUUACGAAUCACAAAGGGUCAUAUCCUCCUAACUCAGAACUUGUGUAGCAUAAAGAAUCCCAAACAACUACCAUACAAAGCAUUUUAAGUUUGCGUUUUGUCCAACUUUGAUUGGCGUUCAUGCAACUCCCAAGCAAGAAACUCCAUAUUUUUAUUUUGUCCGAUAGUGUGUGAACGCACCAAGAUAUGAUGAAAUUGCAGUGAGCGUGUGGGGUGGGGAGGGAUGUUGUAAUGUAUGAAUGGGACCUGUGCAGUUUGCUUAAAUAAUUCAAAAAAAAGAAACUUAAGAGAUAUUUUUAAGAAAAUGGAACAUUUAUCAAAAAAAGGCAAAAAAAAAUCUAUAUAGAAGUUUUAAAAACAAAAAUGACAUGUUUGGCAUGUUAGGAAAUAUUUGGAGUUUUGUUUUUCAUGUGCAUCGAGCUGUACUGGAGGGGAGUGAAGGGUUGGGAGUAUGGAGGGGGACUUAAGUCUUCAGGUUUGGGAAACCUCACGCCUCUGAGUGGGGAACAUCCUUAAGUUUCUUUGGGCUAUAGGGGAGACACUGUUGUACCACGAGCAUCUUUUUUUUGUUUGUUUGUUCUUGCAUUUUUUUUUUUUUUUUUUUCCUCAGAUCUCAGAUCUGCAAGUCUCUGCAGAGGUUUCUAUCUCUGUCUUCUCAUCUUUUUGAGUUCAGGUUAUGUUCAUUCCAAGUUGUACAUGCUAGUCUUUUAAUUGUUUUUUCCAAUAAAAAAACAUGAACUUCAACAAG
Molecule: messenger RNA, 2243 nt
Organism: Alosa alosa (allis shad)
Lineage: Eukaryota; Metazoa; Chordata; Actinopteri; Clupeiformes; Clupeidae
Gene: calm1a
Product: calmodulin 1a
Exons: 6
Coding region: 111-560 (149 amino acids)
Molecular function (GO): calcium ion binding
Source: RefSeq, a predicted model, not a curated record